AUAUCUGCUUUAUACCUACUUUGGGAGAUAUAGACUGAAAAGGAGAAGGGGGCCGUUUCGCCCCCCCCCCCCCCCGGGACGCAGGAGCCGUUUCGGAUAAAAAGGCUCAUGUUCGUGUAAAUCGGUGAGGUUUGAUCGGUAUGGAUACCUACAGCAUUAUGCGACUUUUUGACCGUUUAGAGCCAUGGGUCAUAGUUUGACCUCUUGGCUCUUGCUGUGUGUAGUCAUUAGCGCCAUACAGGAGCUCACCCGGUACAUUACCGCACCGUCCAUGACCUACUACAUUUUGCACCAGCUCACUCGGCGCGGGUGCGUAUUUUAAGCUCUGAUUUUAAGGAUGAGCCGCUGCUGCGUCAGUUGCUGGGAACGGGGUUCUGUCUAUCCGGCUCUGUGCAGCCUAUCUCCGGCAUCCCGUCACCGGCGCCUUGGUCCGGGCCUGCCCAAAUUGUGUGACCUAGCCGGAGCAGGAGGGAAAUCCUUCAAUGUGCAUCUGCGAGUUAUACGUGUAUUGUGCACACUUGUUGGUUGAGCUGUAAACAUGAAAGGUACGGGUCCAUGCGACGUGUGGAAUAUACAGCAGAAUCCACUUCAUAAAUCCACCUUGGUAACGCGACGUUUUGGAUUUAUUAAGCGGUGGCUUUAUUGUCCUUAAAAUAUCUUUAUUUAUUAACCGGAGUAGUCAUUUUCUAAGGCUAACACAAGCUAACACAAGACCCUAAAUACAGGCUAACACUUGUCAUUGCCCGAUUUAUUCCAAUGAAAGUGACCAGCGCACACUACAUAUCGUCUGAUUUAUCUCUGCUCGUCGUGUGCUGCAGCAUAAGGACAAUGUCUUGCUCGCUGCUCCCGCCUCCCCACAUGACGUUUCCAGACUGUCCAAUAUCCAUUGCUGUGGACCUCCCGAGGUCAUCCAAUGGUUUGUUUAUGAAUCGCCUAAUUGCAAGUACGCAGGACCUCGACACAAACUACAAAGCGCAAACCAAAGCAGGCUGCUGGUCGCUGCGCCUGUCCUCGCUGGAGGUGCCGGCGUUGCGUCAGCGCGGGCAGACGGCCACCCUGCGCUGUCGGUAUGACGUCGAAGGCGACGACCUCUACAGCGUCGCCUGGUACAAGGACGACACAGAGUUCUAUCGCUUCCUGCCCACCGCGCGCAAGCCCAAGACUACCUUCCCAGGAGUGGCCGGCAUCAAUGUGAACGUGAAGGAGUCGGACGAUGUGCGGGUGACGCUCACCUCGCUGUCGGUUUUCAGCAGCGGUCAGUACCGCUGUAAGGUCAACACAGAGGCGCCCGUCUUCGCAUCGGUCACCGAGACGACAAACAUGCUGGUCGUAGCGCCACCCGAGUCAGACCCGGUCAUCUCGGGGUUCGAGGAGGACCACUGGGCGCCCGGGGACACGCUGCAGCUCAACUGUACGUCGGCCAAGUCGUACCCAGCGGCGCGGCUCCACUGGGCCGUCCACGGCCGGCUGAUAACUGGUGACCUGCUGACCCCGUAUCCCCUGGAGGAGGACGAUGAAGGUCUGCAGACUGCCACUCUGGGCCUCCGCCUGCACCUGCGGCCCACGCUGCUGAGCAGCGGACCGGUCAAAGUCUCCUGCACGUCGAUCGUCUCCAGGAACAUCUCCGAGUACGAGUCUCGGCAGCGACCCCCCGGCGGCGACGGCCGCACGACGGAGACGCUCUACACAAACACGACCUCCAUACUGGUGGGCAGCGGUGUCGGCGCGGCGCAUCCCUCCACCGCGUUACUGCUGCUGCUGCUCGCAGUAGUGGGUUACACGGCCUCCGUGCCCGCCUGUCCACGGUGGACGUAGCCCUGACCUCGGGCGCAGGCAAGAUGACGCAGUGAUCAAGUCAGCCCUAUGGCGUACAGAGCAAAAACAGGUACCGAACCGAACAGUGCUCAGUGGAGUACCCGACACGGACAGGUACCGGACCGGAUGGUGAUCAGUGGAGUACCGGACAAGGACAGGUACCGGACAGGGCAGCGAUCAGCGGAGCACAGGACAGGACAGGAAAGUGCUCAGUGGAGUACUGGACAGGCAUAGUGUCCAGCGGAGUACCGGACAGUGACACCGUACCCGGGAGCGAGGCGUAACGGACCGAGCGAACCUUGCCGAGAUACGGCGGAGGCAAGCCUUGCUGAGCCUGCAAGUGUGAAGCGGUCGUGAAGCGGGAACUUGGAGAUGUGACAGCCAAGAAACCCGUGAGCAAAGACAAAUAGUGUGUGUGAGGAGUCACGGGUGCAAUACCCAACUGACUCAGCUUAUGCAACUUUCUGAAUGAUAAUUCAGAAAGCCGGCUGGCUGGUUUCGAUGGCCUAGCGUUUGUUGCGGUGUAUUGCACUGGACUCUACUUUUUAAUGCAGUGUAUGUGCGAGUGUUUUCACCAAAGCCGAGGGAUUGACUUAGAUUGUUCGGUUGUGUUGAAUAAUCUUCUAGUUCUUAGCCCCAAUGAGAGGCUAAUUUUAUAACUUCGCACAGCGCAGCUGCUACCACGCUGCGUCAGGAUGCCGAGAGGGGUGAAUGCAUUACUGACAUUUGAGUCUCUCGCCGACAUGUAACGGACCGAACGAGCGUGUAGCGAGUGUCGUAUGCAAGGGCCCGUGUAAGACACGAGUGACGCGCCGCCUCAACGGGAGUUCCCGACACAUAUGGUCACGACGAACGCCAAUGCCCGCCGCCGUACUAUCAGUUGUCACGGCGGUUCGUCCCAGCCGCUCCAGCGAGACAGCCACGCAUGCACCGCUGCCAUGUCCAUUGUCUACUGUCCAGAGAGCACGACGCUUGAUGGACGGACUUUGGUCCGGGCGACCGUGAGCCGUCCUUGGACUUGAACGGUAGCGGUCUAGCUCGUAUGAGCGCCGAGCCAAGUCGUCGAGUCGCGUCAGGUCCGUAGGUGAGUUUUAGCUGAGUGGAGUGCCUAUCGUGCGGCAUACUGGCACUACUCAGCACUUGGAGGCGUCGGCGGACCACCAGAGUCGAUUUUAGGGGAGGGGCAGUUGGGGUGUAGCUCCCUACGGGAUCUCUCUGGCUACCAGCCCGCGUACAUAAAGUCAGUUUGUUGUUUGUUUGAGCACAGAUGUAGAGAUCGACAGCCGCCGUGGCCGGCUAGUGCUUGUCCUGCUGAGUGUGCGCCAUGGGAACGAAGCAGACUCGAAUACACGUGUGAUACGA
This is a messenger RNA of Amphibalanus amphitrite, 3177 nucleotides long. RefSeq names its product cell adhesion molecule 3-like. NCBI's taxonomy places the organism in Eukaryota, Metazoa, Arthropoda, Thecostraca, Balanomorpha, Balanidae. Bases 757 to 1815 code for a protein of 352 amino acids. The transcript is spliced from 7 exons. The record is from RefSeq and is a predicted model, not a curated record.